This is a messenger RNA of Leptosia nina, 1734 nucleotides long. The record is from the annotation of a GenBank genome assembly. Lineage: Eukaryota; Metazoa; Arthropoda; Insecta; Lepidoptera; Pieridae.
AUGGCCGUGCAAUCGGACUCCGGCGGGAAGGACGACGUAAAGACACAGUUCGUGACGCGGGAAGGCACGUAUCGGUUGAUGACACUGUCGGAGUACUCACGCCCUAAUCGUGUCGGUUAUACCAGCGGCUCUGGGUCCACUCAUGUACGUGUCUCUCUGGUAUCACUGCCUCCCGGCGCCGCACCGGGCUCCGAUGGCCCGGCCUCUGAGGAUAGGAUAUGCUUUAAUCACGGAAAAGAGCUGUAUGUCUAUGUUUACAGAGGAGUUAAAAAGGCGGCAGACCUUACAAAGCCUGUGGAUAAGAAGAUGUAUAAAGGCACAAACCCAACCUGUCAUGACUUCAAUACAGUUACGAUGACAGCAGAGAGUGUCUCCUUAGUUAUAGGGUUUUCUACUGGCCAAAUUCAACUAAUUGAUCCUAUUAAGAAAGAAUUAAGUAAAUUGUAUAAUGAAGAGAGACUGAUAGACAAGACUCGUGUCACUUGCAUCAAGUGGGUACCAGGUUCCAGCAAUUUGUUCAUAGCAGCUCAUGCGUCGGGGCAGCUGUACGUAUACAACGAAGAAUUGACCUGUGGGACGACGGCUCCACACUACCAGCUAUUCAAACACGGGGAUGGCUACUCGAUACACACGUGUCGGACCAAAAGCACUAGGAAUCCCUUAUACAGGUGGGUAAUAGGCGCUGAGGGCAGUUGUAUAAACGAGUUUGCUUUUUCGCCCUGCGGUACCAACCUCGCCGUAGUUUCGCAAGAUGGUUUCCUGCGAUGUUUUCACUACGACACUAUGGAGUUGAUAGGCCGAGCGAGGUCUUACUUUGGCGGCUUUCUCUGCGUGUGCUGGUCUCCAGAUGGCAAAUACGUGGUGGUGGGGGGCGAAGACGAUCUCGUUACCGUCUGGUCAUUCAGUGAAAGGCGAGUCGUCGCUCGAGGCCAGGGACACCGCUCCUGGGUGUCAGUGGUCGCCUUCGACCCCUACGUGGUCAGCUUCAGUGACCCUGAUACAGAAGAUACGCAAGAGGACAAAAGUGAAAGUGCGCAGUGUUAUCGGUUAGGCAGUGUAUCCCAGGACACGCAAUUGUGCUUGUGGGACUUGACUGAGGACGUUCUUAAGCCACCCGUGCGCGCGAGAGCCUCGGCGCACCUCUCCCCGAACAGUCAAAAUUUCUCACCCAAUGGCGUGCCCGGAAAAAUUCCACCGAAAUGCGCAAAGAGCAACAAAAUCGGCCACAAACACGCCGAGCUGAGCGCCACGAACGCGGCGGGGGAACCGUCCGGGGCGAAACCGAAGACGAAAGCAAAUAACGUAUCUACUUUGAACAUAAGCGUCGGAAAGGCGAAAGAGGAGAGCGGGCUAGGAGUGAACUUUACUCAGCGACUCGCGGCGCUAUCGUUCGGAGAGCGGAAAUCGGACCACAGACGAAACUUCAGCCUUACCAAAACGACGGAGAAGUCGGCGACCAAUACUGUAGCGCUGCGGGGAAAGUCGGCCGGCGCGCCGAGCGAUAACUGCGACCCGGUUAAGCUAAUAGGGACGCCGUCUUGCCCGCGCUUCGACGAGUGUCCAGUGCUAGAACCGUUGGUGUGCAAAAAGAUCGCCCACGAGCGGUUGACGGCGUUGCUCUUCCGGUCGGAGUAUUUCAUAACGGCGUGUGCGGACGGCUGCGUGAACACGUGGUCGAGACCAGCGCGGCCGGUGUCUGGUACGCGUCGCGAGAGGGGCGAACUGACUGACUAG